UCUAAAAUGAAAAAGAAUGAAAACACUAAAAAAAGAAGACUUAAUUUUAAUAGAACAUCGUUUAAAAAAUUUAAACAUACUGGUCCCGACGAAUUCUAUGGUCUUGCGGAUCCUUUGCCAAUUGAAGAAAGAUGCACAUUAGAAGAAUUGAAAGAAAAGAAAAAUGAGUUUAUAACAUCUAUUACGUUAUGCAAGUAUCAAAGGGAUAUUUUAGAAGUCGAUACAAGAGAACAAAGUUCCAGUUCCAAAUGGUUUGCAGAAAGGCGUAACAGAUUAACUGCCUCCGAUUUCGGAAAAAUUUGUAAGAUGCGUGAAACUACGUCUUGUAAAAAUACGGUAUUCAAUAAACUUUACAAUUCAUCUGGAAAUGCCAAUGAACCACAAGCAUGUAAAUAUGGCAAGAAUAUGGAAUCUCUAGCUAUUAAAUAUUUUGAAAACGAAAUAGGCGUACAAGUCAAUCGAUGUGGUUUAUUUAUUGACGAAUUAUAUCCCUAUUUAGGAGCCUCCCCAGACGGACUUAUUGAUCACAAUACUAUUUUAGAAGUAAAAUGUCCAUAUGCAGCAAGAGACUGUCAAACUCUUAACGAGGCAAUUGAAACUAAAAAAAUAAACUUUUUAAAAAUAAACGAAGACGGACAAGUGAUUUUAAAGCGUGACCAUAAUUACUUUUAUCAAAUAAUUGGGCAGUUAAGAAUUUCAUCAAAAUUAUUUUGUUAUUUUGUUGUGCAUACACAAAACUGGACGCAUAUACAAAAAAUCGAAUAUGAUUCUCAGUUUUGGACUGAAAUAAUGGAGAUGAAAUUAAAACGGUUUUAUUGUGAAUGUUUACUGCCGGAGAUUGUCGACCCCCAGUUCGGAAAACGAGGUAUAUUGAGUGAUAUAAUAGAGCCAGAAUAUAUAAUUCAAGCACAACAAAAACAAAAAGACAAGAAAAUAAAAGCAAAAAAAUGUUAAAU
Myzus persicae (green peach aphid) is the source of this 956-nucleotide messenger RNA. RefSeq lists its product as uncharacterized. The record is from RefSeq and is a predicted model, not a curated record. NCBI's taxonomy places the organism in Eukaryota, Metazoa, Arthropoda, Insecta, Hemiptera, Aphididae. Bases 7 to 954 code for a protein of 315 amino acids. The transcript is spliced from 4 exons.